Molecule: messenger RNA, 6503 nt
Organism: Stegastes partitus (bicolor damselfish)
Lineage: Eukaryota; Metazoa; Chordata; Actinopteri; Pomacentridae
Gene: ppp1r9a
Product: protein phosphatase 1, regulatory subunit 9A
Exons: 19
Coding region: 511-3948 (1145 amino acids)
Biological process (GO): actin filament organization; calcium-mediated signaling; neuron projection development
Cellular component (GO): actin cytoskeleton; postsynaptic density; cytoplasm
Molecular function (GO): actin filament binding
Source: RefSeq, a predicted model, not a curated record
GCCAUUGGCAACAUGGAGGGGGAAAAAAAACACUUUUGUUCCUCUAAAGGCUCCAGUUAACUGAUGCCUCUAACCAGCUGAGGCAGAGCCAAGAGGAGGAUGUCCUGUAGGUCCGUUGAAUCAGCUUCAUAUGCACACGCAGUCUGGAUCAGGAGGAACGCAUGUGCUUCUUUGGUGUUUAGCGGGGAAAGACAGACAACAAGGAUCGCUACUGUUGUGAUACUCUGCCUGUGAUGCGUUUGAGGCUUGCUGUUCUGUACUCAGACAUGGAAGUGAAAGCAGUUGGUGUCACAACACGCAGAAGGCGACGGCAAAGGACGAGAGUGGACACGAAACAGCCGGUUCGAUCAUCUAGCUCUGCAUAAAGGUGUGAAUGGGCCGGAAGGAACUAUAACAUCAGUUGGGUCAGAUUAAACGGCGCUGCAGUAGGUCAAAGUAGACUCCCUCACUCCCACGCUCUAAUGAGGCCACGGCAAUGCUGACAUCUCCUCUGAAUCCAAAGACCUCAUCAUGCUGAAGACGGAGGCCUCGGGGGAGAGGACGAGCCUCCGGAGUGCCUCCCCCCACCGUAAUGCCUACCGGGCUGAGUUUCAGGCGCUCAAGAAGGCCUUCGACCAGCCUCGGAUCGAUGGAGACUCAAAGCCCAAAGACCUCGAGCGGGUUAAACAACCGAGGGGCCGCCAGUAUGGCACCCAUGUCAGCCGCAUUAAGGACAUGUUCAUGCAAAUGGGCACAGAAAGUGCAACAGCCAAGUCCAGGGGUCGUGAAGAAACUUCACCACAAAAGCUGGUGAAGCCCACCAACUUCAUCAACAAGGCUGAUGGAACUGUGAUAAAACUCCAGCAUUCCUCGUCGGCUGAAAGGGUUGGAGGUGCUGGGGCAAAGUUCUCUGAAACCAGGAAGCUAUUUGAACAGCAGUCACGAGACCAGUCCCAAUCACCAGUCUUUCCCUACGGACGUGAAAAAAGGGGCUCCCAUGAGCACCUCGAUGACUGGCGAGGGGCGAGAUCCAACCGAGGCAGUACAGACUCCUUGGACUCACUGUGCUCCAGAACAGAGGCGUCCUCACCAACCGUCAGUCAGCUCAGUGCUGUUUUUGAAAAUGCCGACCACAACAAUCAGAGUGUUACCUACAGAGGAGUCACCAGAAGAGCCCUCUACUCACCUGACGGAUUCCACCGCCACGGGGGUGAUCUCAGUGAGGAUGAUUCACGACAAUCUCCAGUUCGUGGAAGCUACCGGAACAGGACAGGGGGCAAGUUUCCCACAUCCUCAUCUUCUGAGGACCUCCUAAGCCCCAGUCCUGGGGCAGAAGCUUCCGAACUGAAAUCGGAGACUCCACAAGAAGAAGAAGAAGCCCAAGACAAAGCUACAAGAGGAGACAGACAGCAUUUGUCUGGCGCCACCACCAAUGGUAGCCAGGUUAAUGGCUCUUGUGAGGAAGAGGAGAAACCUUCAGACACAAGAAAUCAUACCGAGGAUCUAGGGGUCUCAAAAUCCUCUAAACCUGCACAUGGUACUGUGAUUACCAACAAAUCUUCUGAAGAUGCCACUCGCGAGAUGCUACCGACCCCAACUACACCACCUAGGGAAAGCCAAGAGGAUGGGGAGGCUUCAAAGGAAGACAAGCCCUCCGAAUCUCCCAAGGACCAGAUGGAAGAGCCUGACGAGGAAUACACUGGGAAUGAGCGUGUGAUUUUUAACGCAGAUGGUGACGCCUGUUACCAGGGUUGGGGGGAAAGCUGCACAGAUCCCGAGGAUGACCUCUACGGCGACGAUGAGGAUAUUGUCUAUGACCCGGGUUCUGAUCUGACAGAGAUUCCUGGCCUGCCACAGGAAAACAAAGAGGACAUCCCCCCGAAGAGGAAGAUUCGCUUCAGCACUGCUCCAAUUACAGUGUUCAACACCUACUCCAAUGAGGACUACGACCGACGUAAUGAGGAGGUGGAUCCUGUGGCUUCCUCUGCCGAGUAUGAGCUGGAGAAGAGGGUGGAGAAACUGGAGCUCUUCCCAGUGGAGCUAGAGAAAGAUGAAGACGGCCUGGGGAUCAGUAUCAUCGGGAUGGGCGUCGGUGCCGACGCAGGCCUUGAGAAACUGGGCAUCUUUGUCAAAACUGUCAUCGAGGGUGGAGCUGCUGAGAGAGACAGCAGGAUCAAGGUGAAUGACCAGAUCGUGGAGGUGGAUGGGACCAGUCUGGUGGGCGUCACUCAGAGCUUCGCCGCCUCCGUCCUCAGGAACACAUCAGGAGUGGUCCGGUUCGUGAUUGGUCGAGAGCGUCCGGGUCAGCAGAGCGAGGUGGCCACGCUCAUCCAGCAGACCCUGGAGCAGGAGAGGAGACAGAGGGAACUACUAGAGCAGCAGUACGCCCACUAUGAUGCUGACGAUGACGAGCAGACCGGAGAGUACGCCACCGAUGACGAGGAGACGGGAACAACGGUGGCAGGCGGCGAGAAGAGCAUCGAGGUGUUUGACUUGCCGGAGACAGAGGACAUCUUGUCUCCGUCAGACUUGGAUGCCACUAAACUCUACCAGAAGUUCAGAGAGCUCCAGAUCAAACACACAGUGACCGAGGCCGAGAUCCAGAAGCUCAAAAACAAGCUGGCGUCGGUGGAGAGGGAGAAGCAGCGCUGGGAGAAGGAGAAGAGCCAGCUGAAGGCCAGUAUCGAGGAGAACAAGGAGAGGAUGUUGAAGCUGGAGAGCUACUGGAUCGAGGCGCAGACCCUCUGCCACACCGUCAACGAACACCUGAAGGAGGCCCAGGCCCAGUACCAGGCUCUGGAGAAGAAGUAUAACAAAGCCAAGAAACUCAUCAAAGACUUCCAGCAGAAAGAGGUGGAGUUCAUCCAGAAGGAGGAUGCAGAGAGGAGGCGGCUGGAGGAGGCUGAGAAAGCUCACCUGGCUGAGAUCCAGGGACUGCAAGUCAGGAUUGCAGCAUUAGAGUCCGAGCUAAUGCAGCUGAUGAAGCAGAACGGGAUCCAGGUCAACAACAACAACAGCAACAGUUCUGAGAGGCUCAGCGCUCAGCAGUGCAGCCCCAACAGAGCUGCAAUGCAAGCCAGAGACCUUAGGGAGGCCUCUUCACAGUCACCCAGCAAAAAGAAGGGCUGCAGAGAAGUUGCCAGAAACAGCAUCAGCUCCACAGAAGGAGAGGUCUUCGAAGGACACGGCAGUCCAGCCCACAGUCGCUGUGGUUCCAUUCGUAGCGUGGCCUCUUGUGAUGGAGGAGCAGCAGUCCAUAGGCCUCCUGGCAGUGUGGAGGGCUCCCCCAGGAGAACACUGCAGGGUUCUCAGUCUCCUGCAAGGUUGAGUCCAUCUCACAGUUUGGAGGAGCACAGACAAGCUCUGGACCCUGGGUCCUCUCUCAGGAAAACCAAAGUGAAGGACAGAGAUCCCAGAGCCUCUCCUGGAAACAGCUCCACAGAACCAUCAGCAGAGGACAGUCCACAGAAACUCAAGGCCAAGGGACCCACUUUGAACGAUGAUCUGAGCGCCAGCAGCAGCAGCUCGGUGGAGAUCAGCGGCCUGCUCAGUGAAGCCAAGAUGUCAGGACGCUCACACACCCUGGUGCUCUCCUCGGACGAGAUUCUGGACGAGGGGCAGUUUUCGAAGCAGUAUCAGUGGCAGAACUGCAGCAUUACUGAGUGGACUUCACAGCAAGUGGCCCGCUGGCUCAUGGGCCUCAACCUAGAUCACCACAUCCCAGAAUUCACUGCCAAAAAUAUAGGUGGAGAGCAGCUGCUACAGCUGGAUAGCACUGAGCUCAAGGCCCUUGGAGUCACUUUGUCCCAGGAACGAGCCCUGAUCAAGAAAAAGAUCAAAGACCUUAAAAUGCUGAUGGAGAAGGCCAAGAGGAACCAAGAGAAAGUGGAAAAACAGCGCGAAAAGCUACGGAAGAGAGAGCUGGAGCAGCAGCAGAAAGACGGCCGCAAAGAAAGCGCGGCGGAGUGAAAAGGAACCCUCAGUUUACCUCCCGCUUUACAGUAGCACCACACACCAAGUAGCAUCUCGCGGAACAGAACCUCAGCAGGCCCCACGAACCAACCCUGAGGGACGCCUACUUAGUAGUUCAGUAGUUCUCAGUGGUGGAGCUCUACGCCCAGCUGCCAGAGCUUGUUGAGUGACUUUUUCACCGAGCAAACUAAACCAAAACGAGCAGUUGGAUAACAGAAUGCUGCCCUUCAUUUGCCUCAUUUUACACCCAUCCUGUGUUUUUAGCCAUUUAAGAAUUAACUGAGUUCUAUUUAUUUUGCUGUUUAUAUAUAGCUGUAAAUUGGGUUUAUUUAUUCAUAUCCAGAGUAUGUCUGUGAAAAGUCCAUCCCAUCUUUCUCCGAGAACACCCUCAGAACCAUGGGUUAGACAUGAAGACCAUAUACAUGUACAGCGAUAAUUACAGAUACAAAUAUGUCUGAUGUGCCAUUUCGAUAGACUUCUGUAUAUCCUGUUCAGAUACAUAGCUCACUGGAAUCUCUCUCUCGCUUUGAUGAAGCACAUCCAGGUCAGGAAUACAGGAGGCAGUGCUCAUCUCCCACCACUGGGUGUCCCCACGCUGCUCACUUUCACUACUGAAGACAGCAACACUGGAACUUUCCAACAGGAACUGAACUGGGAACCAAGUUGUACUGGGAGAAACUGAGCUCUCUCAGAACCUGCAAGAACACUGGAAGUGCAGACACUGUAAAUUUAACCUGUGCACUGGUUUACAGUGCCCCUUAAAGUAUUCAUGUACCAUACUGAAGCAGUUCUCAAAGUAUGAAUGACAAGGACAUACUGUACUCUCUGGACUGAUUCCAAUAGAGAUUUCAGGUACUAUGUAAUCAUUAAAUUUGUAACUUACCUAACCCGUACCACAAAAACAAACAAACAAACAAAAAAAAAAGUUGAUCAAAUGAAACUUCCUGCUUAUAUGCAUAAUGUUGCUUUGACUCCGCUUGUAACCUGCUUUUGACCUCUUUUUAUAUUCUCUCAGUAACAAAGUAAUACCCCGCCGCUGCCUUUAGAAGUUCUAGAGAAGUAGAAUUUUUCUGAACUCUACCCGCUUCUGUGAGAGUGUCGAAACACAUACUAAACUAACGUCAUCCGUUCCUGUCGUUUUAUUGUUUCUAAAGAAUCACCUGUCAAAAGUUCACCAGAUUUCUCUGGAAUGUUCUCAAUCAGAUUUAGGAAUGCUGCCAUACAGAUGGUGAUCAAUCAAGGACAGACGCAGCAAGGGCAGAAAUUUUCUUACAAAGGUUAAUCGUACCUGAUGUUACGCUGGAAGUUGCACCUGAUGGAUGCAACAUAGUUUGAUUAUGAAAUCGGUUCUGUUCGAAGCAUUUUGAUGUACUUGUUAGAUACCUUUUGAAAUGAUUUUGACCGAUGUUCUUUAUGCAAACAGUACUUAUUUUAGAAGUAUUAAGUUCACUGAGAGACAUGUUCCCUGUGUUACUUCUUUAUCAUUCCCGAGAAUCAUUCCGUAGAGAACUAUAGAGACGCCAGAGUCACCGUGAUAGAAAUGAAGGCAGCUGUGGUAACCUGCCUGACGAGCUGCUAACAGGUUAAGAACGAGAAUAGUUAAGGGUUACAGACACUUCCAUGCAGCACCACAGUAAUACAGCUGUCACUGAUAGAACUUAAUGUUAUUAUUUAUUUAUUCCUGUAUUUAAUGAAGCAACUGACUACUGUUUAUUAAAACUUAUACAAAAUAAGAAUAUUAUUAACACCUAACAAUGAUUUAUCCAGAAUUUAAUUAUUACUUCCUUUUGCCAAAACAUGAUUAAAACUGUUCAUUUGAAGUGAUUUAUAUUCAAAUGGCUGUUAUAAAAAAAUGAAGGAUUUCAAGUUUGGUUCUGCAGAGAAAGAAGAAAACACAGUAGUAUCCUCCCAUUGUGCUUGUGAUUUUCCUCAAUACAACCAUAGUGCUGCUCCAGUGCUACUCCAAUAAACUGCUCAUGACGUAUUCUUAUGAAAUAUUUUGUAACACUUGAACCUUUCUGUGAAUACCCCCCACACCCCGACAAGUCGGUCAGCAGACUGCACUCUUUUGACUCUUUUAUAUGUAUAGUAAAACACUGAGAGCAAUAUGCUGUAAGACUCCUAAAGAAGCCUUGUUUUAUAAUGUGUCGGUGUGCGUGCGCAGUUUGCCAGUGGGCUGAGGAGGCUGAAAGGUCAGACCUGAGCCGAAAAAUGCGAUUUCAGAUCUUUCUUUUUGUUUUGUUUUUUUUUUCUUUUUUUCUUUUCUACGUGCUUGACUGAGCUUGAAACCAACGUAUGGAUGAGACCCUGGUGCUCCUGGCAGGCAAAAACACAAAUGUAUCGAGUCGUGUCUGGAAGAAUUCGUCUUUCAUGUGCGUAGAAAGCAGAAGAUAAUUGCCACAAACUGCUAGCCAUGCUUUCACUCUUUAAAAAGCUGUGCUUAUUCUCCUCCUCCUUUUUCUGUCAUUGCCUUGCUCUCUUUUUCGCAUUAUGAAAAGUCUGAAAGGGCAGCUACCUGUCACACUGAAUAAAAUGUGCAGUAACUGUCCACA